This is a messenger RNA of Brassica napus (rape), 891 nucleotides long. RefSeq lists its product as uncharacterized. The record is from RefSeq and is a predicted model, not a curated record. The transcript has 4 exons. NCBI's taxonomy places the organism in Eukaryota, Viridiplantae, Streptophyta, Magnoliopsida, Brassicales, Brassicaceae. The coding region runs from base 41 to 403 and encodes 120 amino acids.
AGCCGCCCUGCUGCUAUGGUCGUAUGCGAAGGUUGAGAAGAUGACAAACGCUGAGCUCAACAGCUUCAUCGUCUCCGCUGGAAGUCAGGAAAUCGAUUUCCUAUGUACUGGGAGGGUUGUUCGAGUUGACACAGAUAAGGGGUGGUGUUAUGUGGCUUGCUCCAAAUGCAGUAAAAAAUUGCAGCGCACCGUCUCCGCAUUUACGUGUGGGCGAUGCAAUAAUUCACAUGCAGUUGGAGCACUUCGCUACCGUGUGGAAAUGGCUAUAGCUGACGAUACUGCCGAAGGAACGUUUGUUUGGUUUGAUGGGGUGAUGAUGAAACUUCAUAGUCUUCGAGCAAGCAGGCUGUUCAGAUGCUGUUACGCUACAUCUCUGUCCACCCGCGUGUCUGACACCUACUAACUGACAUCCCAUUCUCAUUUGCUUUCAUGAUAAAUAGGCAGAAGAUGGAGUGAAUCCUGAAGACUAUAGGAUACCUCCGUUCAUUGCAUACAUGGAAGGAAAGUAGUACACUUUCCAGGUGAGGGUAACAGCGUUUAACUUCACCGAGCAUCACAAGACGUUCACCAUAACGCGUAUUGCUGAGGAGCUUGGUCGUGCGCCUGUCGACGACAAUGGAGGUGGCGAUGAUGAUGACAAUGACGUGCCCCCUGGCAAGCCGACGCCUGAUGAGUUUGGAUCUGGAGGGGCCAUUGGUGAUUCAUCGAAGGUGGUGAAGAAGGCGUGUGUUGGUUGAUGCUUAUGCAUUUUAUUUGCUUAUGAAUUUUUAUUUGCUUUUGGACUCUCUGAAUUAAAAAUGCUUAUGCAUUUUUAUUUGCUUUCACGUUUUUGGUUAUUUGUCUUCUGGAUAUUCCCAUUUUUAUGGGCAAUUUAAGUUUAAGGAUUUUGCA